This is a messenger RNA of Stegostoma tigrinum, 1855 nucleotides long. RefSeq names its product glycogenin-1. Bases 231 to 1649 code for a protein of 472 amino acids. Lineage: Eukaryota; Metazoa; Chordata; Chondrichthyes; Orectolobiformes; Stegostomatidae. Gene Ontology annotation, cellular component: cytoplasm. Gene Ontology annotation, molecular function: glycosyltransferase activity. The record is from RefSeq and is a predicted model, not a curated record. The transcript is spliced from 13 exons.
CAAGGGCAGUAGUUAUGUGAACCUGUCUCUCCUGUUUACCUAUCGCUGCUGUUCCUGAUACUGCUCCUUCAGCGAGGGAGAGAGACCAGCUCUGCACGAUUUGACAGUAACAUUGUCUGCUCCCCGCCCCCAAAACCAGUCUCUUGCUUUCUGGAUCUGGGUUAAGCAAAGUCAAGGAUACAUACGUUUCACACUCUCUAAGAACACGGUUCACCGCAGGAACCUCUAUUAUGGUGUCGGUAGUAAAAGACCAGGCAUUUGUGACUCUUGCUACCAAUGAUGUUUACUGCCAGGGUGCCCUGGUACUUUGCCAAUCUCUGAGGCAUCACAAGACGACGAGACAAAUAGUUGCUCUAUUUACGCCACAAGUCUCCAGUAAUAUGAGGCGUGUCCUUGAGCGUCUAUUUGACGAGGUCAUAGAAGUUAAUGUACUGGACAGCGGUGACUCUGCCCACUUGGCCCUUUUGACUAGGCCAGAACUUGGCGUAACAUUUACCAAAAUACACUGCUGGUGCCUCACACAGUAUUUCAAGUGUGUGUUCAUGGAUGCAGAUACUUUGGUGUGUAAUAACAUCGAUGACCUCUUUGAAAGGGAGGAACUCUCCGCUGCCCCAGAUCCUGGCUGGCCAGACUGCUUCAAUUCCGGGGUGUUCGUAUACAGACCUUCCCUCGAAACCUACAAUCAGUUACUCAAGUUUGCCACUGAGAACGGUAGCUUUGACGGGGGAGAUCAAGGCUUGUUGAAUAGUUUCUUCAGUGACUGGUCUACAGCAGAGAUCUACAAACAUAUACCAUUCAUCUACAACCUCAGUGCCAUUGCCAUAUACAGCUACCUCCCAGCCUUCAAGCAGUUUGGCUCCAGUUUGAAAGUGUUUCAUUUCUUGGGACCAGCUAAGCCGUGGCAUCACAAGUACGAUGCUCAGACCAAGAGUGUUAUCCAGGAGAACAUGUCCCCCUCAGACUCAUUAUUUAUAGACUUGCUGAAUUUGUGGUGGGACAUCUACACCACCUGCAUUUGGCCGUUGCUGGUAGUACAUGGGGCUGUAGACACAAAGAUGAUCGAGUACCAGAUGUCCCAAGCAGGAGAUCUCCAGGUUAACAUGAGACGUCAGGAAGAAACUGUUGCACAUGAGAGACCCAUCAAGCCUGCUGAAAUUCUCGAAACCCAGGGGCAUCUGCAAAGCACAGAGAAAAGAGAUGCGCUGUUGCCUGUACCAGCCUUGACAUUUAAAAAAAAAUCACACAAAUCUGCAGCUAAUAAAUAUGGUGUAAACCUUCAAACCAGAAAGCCAGCUCUGAAGACGAUAAGAGAAAAGAUAACUGCUGGUCCAUCCAUGUCAAGCAAACGUCACUAUUUUGCAUAUAAACCUACAGAUAAUGUAAAAGAACCGAAUGUGCCGUUACUCGAUGAAUCCAUUGCGACGUCUAUGGAGAUGGAAACUGAAAUGAUGCCUUCUGACACACUUGGGCCAAGUAAUUCACCCUCCCACCAGGAAGAUGUAGCAGCUUCUUUCGCAGACCUGUCCUUGGAAGUGGAACCAACCCAGUCUGAGAAGGAAAGACGGAGAUGGGAAGAUGGCAAUGUGGAUUAUCUGGGAAGGGAUGCUUUUGUAAACAUUCAGAGAAAGUUGGACCGGUUCUUGAAGUAGUGCGUCGGCUGUUGAUUAUGUGCUGUUGGGCUGAGAUACUUUUUUGCUUUAUAUAUAAAAUAAGGAUGGCAGCUCAAUCCUGAGGCGUAGCAACAAAUUGACUGUCCAUUUAAAAUUGCAUUGUAUAUAGAUUUUUGGUUUUGGAUGAACAUGUAUUUUUUUUACAUUCUUUCAUGCUAUUAAAAAUGUUUACUGAUUUAGUUAAA